Oncorhynchus keta (chum salmon) is the source of this 2874-nucleotide messenger RNA. Its product is annotated as zinc-binding protein A33-like. The coding region runs from base 256 to 1803 and encodes 515 amino acids. The record is from RefSeq and is a predicted model, not a curated record. Lineage: Eukaryota; Metazoa; Chordata; Actinopteri; Salmoniformes; Salmonidae. Gene Ontology annotation, biological process: protein ubiquitination. Gene Ontology annotation, molecular function: protein binding; ubiquitin-protein transferase activity; zinc ion binding. The transcript is spliced from 6 exons.
UGAUAGAUGUUUCUGCAUUGUUGGAUCUCGAAACAAGCAUUUCGCUGCACGCGCAAAACGGUGUACACGACCAAUAAACGUUGAUUUGAUUUGCACUUCUUCACCCUCUUCCGUGAAAACAGGGGAGUCUACUGUCUCAGACAGACCGCGCCCUUGUCGCCCUCUCACAUACGGAAGAGUGAACUUUUCCCCUGCUGCAGUCAGCUACUUUCUGAGCGCAACCCCUCUAUCCUUUCAGUAUGCAGACGGCUCGGAAUGGCUACUGACGCCAGCACGCUUGAGGAGCUACAUAGCGAGCUCACCUGUCCAGUGUGCCUCGAGCUCUUCCGUGAGCCGGUGAUCCUCGAGUGCGGACACCACUUCUGUCGCGUGUGCAUUACGCAGUGCUGGGAGGCCAAGUACGAUGAACACCCGACCUGCCCGAAGUGCCGAAAGACAUGCGCUCCGAAGCUGCGCCCCAACUCGCUUCUGUGUAACGUCGUGGACAGCGUGAGGAGAGCUCGAGCCAUGGAUGGGAAACCCGGAGACCAGGAGAGCUCACAGGAGGAUACUGAAGAACGGCAACGGGGGGGCAUUAUGCCCAGCUCCGGGUUCAGUUUCACCGAUUUCUCUCCUCGCCUCGAGUCAGACCGGUGCGAGGAGCACGAGGAGAAAUUGAAGUUAUUCUGUGAGGAUGAUCAGCUCGCGAUCUGCCUGGUGUGCGGGAUGUCCCGAGACCACAAGACGCACAAUGUCAUCCCCAUCAACGAGGCGUUCGAGAACUACAAGGACAAGCUGUCCAUAGCCCUGGAGAGAGUAAUGAUCCAGACUGAACAGGCUUCUCUCUGUCAGGUCCAGACCAACAACAAGAUCAUGCUCAUCAAGGAGCGAGCUGGGGACAUAGAGGAGCAGGUGAGUGCAGAGUUUGGACGUCUGAGGGAGUUCCUUCUCCAGGAGGAGGAGAGGGUGAAGGAGAGUCUGCGGCGGGAGAAGGAAAAUAGGCUCAACCAAUUGGAGGAGGUCCUCAAACACACCACAGAGCAAAUCGGCCAGUUAGAGCAAACUGCCGACCAGCUCCGCGUCAAACUCCGAGAGAAUGAGAACCCGGCACAACUCCGGGGAAUCAAGGAUUUUAUCGGAGGAGCGGAGAUUAUGUUUGAGCGACCCCCGGAGGUGUGUGUGGAUCUGCCGGAGGGGGAGUUCCUGGGACCACUGCAGUACCGCACCUGGAGGAGGAUGAGCGCUGUCCUUCAGCCAGGUGUGACAGCGGUGACUCUAAACCCAGACACCGCCUACCCCAGGCUGUGGGUGUCCACGUGCUGCACCCAGGUCAGUGUUGGGGACAUCCAUCCCAACCUGCCCAACAACCCUGAGCGCUUCACGCGCUACAACAUUGUCCUGGGAAGCCAAGCCCUCGCCUCAGGGCAACACUACUGGGUGGUUGAGGUGGGCACCAAGACGGCCUGGGGGCUGGGGGUGGCGGCCGCCUCGGUCAACAGGAAGGAUGAGAUUAGCCUGUGUCCCGACGACGGCUUCUGGACCCUGGUGUUAAGAGAGGGGCGGGGAGGGAGCGAGUACGAGGCCUGCACCAACCACGAGGAGAGCCUGUUGCACCCCCCUCGACCCCCCAGGAGGGUAGGGGUGUACCUUGACUACGGGAGGGGUGUGGUGGCGUUUUACGACGCAGGGGAUAUGAGUCACCUGUUCACCUUCUCCGACGCCACGUUCACAGAGCCAGUGUUCCCCUACUUCAACCCCUGGCCAAUCAUCAAAGGGAGAAACCGUGAGCCUCUUAUCAUUAUUAGCCCCGACCCGGAGGUAUGAGAGACCCGGUAAGAACUGUCAGAGAACACUGAGAACCAAAGACAAGAAAGUGGAACAAUGUAGAGAACCUGUGAGAGAAACUGCAAUGUCAUCAUCCUAUUCACUAACACUCACGGUUUUGUCGUUUAUGAACAUUUCCUGUAAAUAUGCUUCCAUGGAAUAUGUGGGUGUUUUGUGUUUAAAGAGAGCACAUGCCAGAGGACUCUGAAGGAAGCCACAUGGAAAAGCGAAUUGAAAAGCACCUUAAACAUGACAUUCUUUCCCUUACAAAUGGACAUGGCCAAAGACUGAAAUGACAAUUUCCUACUAUAUUUAUCUAAAGUGUGUAUAUAGUAAGAUACAGUGUUAUACAGUGUAUUUUACAUUUGAAUAGCGGAGUAUAUACACGGGCAAAUCAGAUCACGCCACCAUUCUGCUCCUCCAGGAAGCAGGAAGCACCCCAUGGCAAGGUCUGUUGGUGUGACCAAUCAGAAUCUAUGCUUCUAGAUUGUUUUGAUCACGCAGACUGGAAAACCUUCGCCCGCUUCCAGGACAACAACAUCGAGCCACCGACGCAGGCCCUUGACACUCACGGGGACCGUGUGCUCUCGUUCUCCGUGGCCGAUGUGCGUAAGACAUUUAAGCGUUGGCGGCCCAGGUUGGCGGCCCAGACGGCAUCCCAAGCCGCGUCCUCAGAGCACUGGCUGGAGUGUUAACGGACAUAUUUACAUCUCUCCAUAUCCCAGUCUCUUGUCUCUACUCUCUUCAAGAUGUCCACCCUUGUUCCUGUACCCAAGAAAGCGAAGGUAACUGAACUAAUGAAAUGACUGUCGCCCCGGAGCACUCACUUCUGUCAUUGUGAAAUGCUUUGAGAGGCUAGGUAAGGAUCAUAUCACCUUACCCGGCACCCUAGACCCACUACAAUUCGCAUACAGCCCCAACAGGUCGAAGGACGACGCAAUCGCCAUUAUACUGCAUACAGCCCUGGACGAGAGAAAUACCUAUGUAAGAAGUGUGUUCAUCGACUACAGCUCAGGCUUCAACAUCAUAAUGCCCUCCAAGCUCAUUACUAAGCUCAGGAACCUGGGUCCC